Molecule: messenger RNA, 2950 nt
Organism: Larimichthys crocea (large yellow croaker)
Lineage: Eukaryota; Metazoa; Chordata; Actinopteri; Sciaenidae
Gene: gramd1c
Product: GRAM domain containing 1c
Exons: 18
Coding region: 108-2186 (692 amino acids)
Biological process (GO): intracellular sterol transport
Cellular component (GO): plasma membrane; endoplasmic reticulum membrane; endoplasmic reticulum-plasma membrane contact site
Molecular function (GO): cholesterol binding; cholesterol transfer activity
Source: RefSeq, a predicted model, not a curated record
UUAAGGUAUGAUGCACCUGCAACAAGGCGCGUUAGCGUUUCACUCCUUAAGCAGAGCUCCAGAGGUGCGUGCGACAAACUUGGGUGUUUUUCUGCUCAACUAGUUUCAUGAACUCAAGUCACAGUUCGUGUUCAGAGAGGACAGACAUCCUGGGUCCACUCCGUGCCAGCCGUGAAGAAGAUCAGAUGGACCAGGUAUCCACCCGGUCCGGAGUGGGCAGUGAUGAUAUCACAGAUGAGUCAACAUCCCUGGUGGAUGUCAGGUGGAGCACUGAUGAAGAAGAGAAAUGUUCGCAUCUCCUCCAUCAGAGCUCUGACCCACAGGGACAGUGUCUCGCGGCACCUCAAACUCCUCUGCCGACUUACAAACAGAGGCUUGAUGAAUUUAAGAAGUUGUUCAAAGAAGUGCCAGAGACAGAGAGAUUCAUAUUGGACUACCCGUGUGCCCUCCAGAGGGACAUCCUCCUUCAGGGACGCCUCUACCUCUCAGAGAACUUGCUCUGCUUCUACAGCAACGUGUUUCGGGGUACAAAGAUCACACUGUCUCUUAAAGACAUUCUCAACAUGAGCAGAGAGAAAACAGCUCGGCUGAUUCCCAACGCCAUCCAGAUCUGCACAGGCUCAGAUAAGCUCUUCUUCACUUCUUUCUCUGCAAGAGAGAAAAGUUACCAGGGUAUUUUCCGCAUGUGGCAAAACACACUGUUGGACAAGCCUAUGACCAACCCGGAGUUGUUUCAGAUGGUUAAACAGCAUUAUGGGUAUGACCUGGGGCUGAGCAAUGAAGAGAUGGAGAGCUUACAGAUAUCAACAGAAUCGAGCAUGCAGAGCGGCCUGACUGUGAGAGCUGGUGGUGAUGAUGGUCUAGGGAGGCUGGAGCGAAACCCCUCCUUUCGCCUCCCUGGGUUGGAGCAUGGGCCCUUAGAGGCCUCCACGCCCCAAGGGGAGGACUUGCCUUCCCCUCUCGGCUCACAGAGCUCUGCAAACAUGGAGGAGUCUCGUAACACCCCUACUCCGAGACGCAGUCCUGUUCCCUCGCUGGACCGCCAAGCCUCAGAACGGGUUUCCAAGCGCUCCUUGCUUUCUCUUGACCUCAACGCCAAUGAGAAUGGUGUGUCUGAGCAGAGCGGUUCAGAAAGCGUCGAGGAUGAGGAGCGAGUGGGUUCUUCGGAGGGACAUGGUCGACUUUAUCUCAACAAGGUCUUCCACAUCAGCGCUAACAGGAUGUUUGACCUGCUCUUUAACGACUCCAGCUUCAUCCGCAGGUUCAUGAACAUCAGGAAGAUCACCAACGCUAGCUUUACUGCCUGGCAAAAAGACGCCUCGGGCAACAUGAAGAGGAAUCUGAACUACACAAUAACAAUCAGCAACCCUCUGAUUGGCAAGUUCUCCACUGCUACAGAGUACCAGACGCUGUACAAAGAGUCCAGGGAUGGUCAGUAUUACCUCGUGGAAUCUGAGGUGUACACCCACGACGUUCCCUAUCACGAUUACUUCUACACUCAAAAUCGAUACUGCAUCACGCGUAACUCGAAGCGGAAGUGCCGACUAAAGGUAUUUACCGACGUGAAAUACAAGAAGCAGCCAUGGGGCCUGGUCAAAUCCUUCAUCACCAAAAACUCCUGGAGCGGCAUAGAAGAUUAUUUCAAGCAGCUGGAAGCAGAACUGCUAGAGGAGGAAGCAGAGAUGAAUCAAGGAGGUGGGGACACCGGAAAGAUUAGUGGACUUCGAAGAAGGAGGCGGACUUACAGCCGCACCAUGCCAGAGCACAUGAAGCCCAACAAGCAGUACGGGCAAGACCCUGAACAGCACAGAGAUGGCAACAUAGGCCCAAUAGAGAUGAAAGGCCCGCACAGAUGGAGCACCACAACAAUAGUGGCUGGGAUGAGUGUCAUUUUGCUGAUCCUGACGUUGAUGAAUCUGGGUCUGUUUUUAAAGUUGUGGGCCAUGGAGGACGUCGCCCACCGCAUGUACCUGAGCACAAAGCACCGGCUGAGGGAGAGGAGUGAGGCCAGCUUGGCCUCUGAGUUUAAUCCCAGGCAGGGACCGGGGUUUAGGACUGGAGAGGAUAUGCAGCUGCUAAAAACUGUACUGCAGGACUCCAUCAACCUUUUAGAACAGCUCCGUAGCUCUCUGGUGGUGUUGCAGCAGAACUUUGCUUUGGCUAAUCGCACAGCAGCACCACAGUGAUGCUCCACGUGGAGGAAACUGCAGCAGUGAAGUACCUCUGAGGAAAUCUCUGGUAUCCAGUGACGUUGCCAUGUGGACAUCCCCAGACCCCUGACAUGCAAUGUGUUGCCUGGGGUUACAUGUCCCAAAGCCUGUGGUGGGGCAUCAGAUGCCAGGAUGUUGUUGUUUUUUUUUGUUUUUUUUUAAAGCUGUGGACUGACUGCUGCGAGGACAAAUCAAAUCUGAGUCGGCCACACACGGAGCAGCAGGUUUCUAUUUCUGUAGGGUGCUGUUGUCAGCUGUCCUUUGGCUGGCUUCUUUUCUUCUUUAAUAGUGGCAUUGGAUUUCAGAAAACUCUUUCCUGAUGUGCCUUCAGACGAGCCUAAAGCCACACUAGAUGAGCUACUGUAAAUACUUUUUAGUUUUGUUUUAUUCAAGGAAGUGAAUCAAUAUUAUUUAAAACAGAUAUUUUCUUUAUUUACAUGUUUGCACACAUAAUUUUUUUUGCACAAGUGCCUUGUAGAUUAGGCCAUGUUUUACAUAUCUUUUUGGAUUUUUGUGUUUUCCAAUAAACAUUGUAGAAUCGGUAAGUCAAAUAUGAAAAUUUGAUCAUGAUAAAUCAUCUUUUUGUGUGUGCGUGCGUGCGUGUGUGUGUGCGUGUAAUCGGCAGGAAUGGCUGAAACAUGAACUGUGCAUUAAACUGUAAAUAGAAAAAUCCGGUGUCUCUUUUUCAAACCACAUACAUAUAUUUGAUAUAUUAUCUUCCAGCUCUGUCCUGGACUGAU